AUGGCCGAAUUACGAACUCGUUUGCUUUCAACCGGUGAAUCAAUUGAACCGGUUGAACAAGUGUUUGAUAAAAUGAAGCCAUUGGAUGAGCAGCUUGAUCCAUCUUUUUUCAGAAUGGUCGAGUAUUAUUUUGAUAAAGGGUCGACGGUAAUUGCACCAAAACUUGUUGAUGAACAUCCAUCGCAAGAGAUGAGCAGGCGAGACAAAGAAUUCUACGUCAAAGGAAUCCUCACAGCAAUUAAACCCGCUAACAAGGUUCUCUAUAUGACAUUUCCAAUACGUAGAGAAAGUGGAGUUUACGAAAUGAUUGAAGCUUGGAGAGCUCAGCAUAGUGAACACAAAACGCCAACCAAAGGUGGCAUUCGAUUUUCGGAAAAUGUUUCAGAAGAUGAAGUCAAGGCGUUAUCUGCUUUGAUGACAUACAAGUGCGCAGUAGUUAAUGUACCAUUUGGUGGAGCUAAAGGUGGCAUAAAAAUUGACCCCCGAAAAUACUCAGAAUAUGAGCUGGAAAAAAUUACUCGAAGAGUGACACUGGAACUGGGUAAGAAAGGUUUUCUGGGGCCCGCAGUUGAUGUACCAGCUCCUGAUAUGGGCAGCGGAGAACGAGAAAUGGCUUGGAUGGCAAACACUUACGCAGAAACAAUUGGUCAUACAGAUAAGGAGGCCUAUGCAUGUGUAACUGGGAAACCACUGGUGGCUGGAGGUAUUCGCGGACGAACACCUGCAACUGGUCGCGGUGUAUGGAGAGGACUAGAAGCAUUUUUGAAUCACAAAGAAUACAUGGAUAGAAUUGGCCUAAAACCAGGACUGGAGGGCAAAACUUUUAUUUUACAGGGUUUUGGUAACGUCGGUACUUAUACAGCUCAUUUUUUAAUAGAGGGAGGAGCUAAAUGUAUUGGAAUUCAAGAAUGGAACUGUGCAAUUGGUUUUCCGGGUUCUGAAGCAUUCGAACCUUUUGGUGACCUUAUUUAUGAAAAAUGUGAUAUACUGGUACCUGCAGCAUGUGAAAAGGUUCUUCACUUAAAAAAUGCUGGUCGAGUUCAAGCUAAGGUUAUUGCCGAGGCAGCCAACGGACCAACGACACCAGCAGCAGAUAAAAUAUUCUUGAGUCGCGGAGACUGUCUGGUAAUACCGGAUCUUUACAUCAACAGCGGUGGUGUGACUGUAUCGUUCUUUGAAUGGCUUAAAAAUUUGAACCAUGUCAGCUUUGGACGACUUACUUUCAAGCACGAAAUUGAUUCAAAUCUUGAGCUUUUGGCAAGCGUCGAAGAAUCGUUAAACAAGCAGUUGGGCGGUAAUUUAAAGGUGGAACCAUCAUCAACACUAAAACGACGUAUUGGAGCUGCGUCGGAGGAAGAAAUUGUAAAUUCAGGACUGGAAUAUACAAUGCAAACGUCGGCAAAACAAAUCAUCGAGACGGCAAAAAAAUACAAUCUUGGUCUCGACUUACGUACAGCCGCUUACGCUAAUGCAAUUGAAAAAAUUUACAAUACAUAUCGGGCAGCAGGCUUUGCAUUUUCAUGA
Enterobius vermicularis (human pinworm) is the source of this 1524-nucleotide messenger RNA. NCBI's taxonomy places the organism in Eukaryota, Metazoa, Nematoda, Chromadorea, Rhabditida, Oxyuridae. The record is from the annotation of a GenBank genome assembly.